This is a messenger RNA of Erpetoichthys calabaricus (reedfish), 2635 nucleotides long. RefSeq names its product T-box transcription factor 6 (gene tbx6). The record is from RefSeq and is a predicted model, not a curated record. Bases 325 to 1692 code for a protein of 455 amino acids. The transcript has 7 exons. Gene Ontology annotation, biological process: cell fate specification; regulation of transcription by RNA polymerase II; positive regulation of DNA-templated transcription. Lineage: Eukaryota; Metazoa; Chordata; Cladistia; Polypteriformes; Polypteridae. Gene Ontology annotation, cellular component: nucleus. Gene Ontology annotation, molecular function: DNA-binding transcription factor activity, RNA polymerase II-specific; RNA polymerase II cis-regulatory region sequence-specific DNA binding.
GACAUCAGGAGUGGACCUCAGUGCCAUGUUCCAGCCCGACUUCUACACCCAGUUUGGCAGCCCCUUUGGGGUGAGGCCAGCUCUGCGGGGGGCUACGCUAACCCCCUACUCAGCGACGGUGGUCCCAGAGCACUACAGAUAUCACACAGGUGAGUACUGCAACCCGUCUAGUGGCCCCCAUCACUGCGGUCAGCCUGGCAGUGCCCACCAUUUCAUUUCUUUCUCUGUUUGCGUGCAGAUCUGGAGCCUGCCCCGUCGCUGCCCCGUUUCGAGCCCCUCUUCCCGGCCCAGUGUGAGCCCCCCACACCUGCCGCAGCUGCUGCCAUGUUCGGGCCGCCCCCCCCAGCGGUGUCGUUGGCUCUGAAGCCUCCAGGGUCGAUGACGGCAGAAUCUGGGCGCCUGCCUGGCACGGUCAAGGUGCAGCUGGACAACCUGGAGCUUUGGAAGCAGUUCAGCAGCGUCGGGACGGAGAUGAUAAUCACCAAGUCUGGCCGGCGCAUGUUCCCCCAGUGUAAAAUCACCAUCUCUGGCCUGGACCCCAACUCUAAAUACCUGCUGCUGAUGGACGUGGUCCCGGUGGACAGCUCCCGCUACCGCUGGCAGGGGGACAGGUGGGAGGCGGUGGGCAAAGCCGAGCCCCGUCUGCCGGACCGCAUCUACAUUCACCCCGACUCGCCGGCGUCCGGGAGCCACUGGAUGAGCCGCAGCGUGUCCUUCCACCGGGUCAAGCUGACCAACAACACGCUGGACUCGCAAGGCCACAUAAUCCUGCACUCCCUUCACCGCUACAAGGCGCGCUUCCACGUCGUCCAGGCCAGUGACCUCUACAGCCGCCGGUGGGGCGGUCAUUCCUCCUUCAGCUUCCCAGAGACGACGUUUGUCACGGUGACAGCCUACCAGAACGAGAAGGUCACUCAGCUCAAGAUCCAAAGUAAUCCAUUUGCUAAAGGAUUCCGAGAACACGGCAUGAACAGCAAGAAGGAGCGUGAAGCUCGACUCAAAAGAAAGACGAAGACCCCCGAGUCGGACACCGAGACGGAAUCCCUGUUUGAUCCCGUCUGCAAACAGAUGUCCAGGGGUGACCCGUGUGACUCGACCGGAAUCCUGGACCCUCCUGUGCUGCCCACCCUGGGCCUCAGUGACUUGCCGCCCACAGACUCCUACACUUCUGCUCCGGGAGCAGCCGGGACCCUGGAUCUUCUGACCACGGGGGCCGAGCAGCCCUACGUCUCUCCGCAGCCAACCGACAUCAAUGCUGGGUUCCUGGAUGUCCAGUCAGCGGAGACCACCAACCUACUGACAGGCUCCUCUCAGGCCGAGGCGGACCCCAAACUUCUUGCUGACCCCGCGCCCUGCCAGUUAGCCAUGCUGCCGUCCUCUUUUGACAGCUACACAGCUGAGUCGCAGCAAGUGACCGCCGAAGUGAUGCCAGCGUACCCCGGCUCCAGCCCACAGGAGCUCCCCGCCGCAGACCUAUCAGGAUUCAGGCCGGGUGGCGGCCCCCAGUUUAUGUUUCAGGGGUACGAUGCCACCCCCCGACUGCACCAUGAGCCGUUUGCCAGCUAUGCCGACCUGCGCUACUCGGCACAUGCGCACCCGAGGCCCUUCUACCAGGACUUCUCUUUGCCCUUCAGGCACCUCUACACCCCACCCACUGCGCCCUAUCUCGACGUCAGCAGGCCCAUGUUCUGAGAUUAGAGACCCCGGACCCCAAACCUGCCGGGACCUUCAAUGGGGGCCACUUAGGACUAAAAUAAGAUGCCACUCUGCCCUGCCACUUGGGCUGGUGGCAAAAACGCAUCAUCUACAAAUCUGAGGUGGGUCACUCCAAGGGAUGAGAAGGCAGACCCCCGACCAGAGGGGAGGUAAGGCCUCGUGUUUUGACAGCUGAAGCCCCACUUUGUCACCUCCGGGUGCCAUUUGUCUCUUCAAGUGACUCAAUUAAGUGGUCAAUAAAGGGAGCCGAGGAUUUUAGCACCUACAUGCCAGCAAAUGUCGAGGGCAGGCACUGCACCUGGUGGGGCGGCCAGGGGGGCUUUGAAUAUCCCAGUUUGCUCAGGCACACACCCGUCACCCCCACAGCUCAGCCUCAUGUGGAGUGGCACAGCGCCAUGCCAAUGUGGAUUAAUGCCAUUUGGGACAGAGUGCAAAUGGAGACGGACAUCAUGAGAUGGGCACGGAUGACCAGUGGUCUUAAUUCUAUUAAGGACUUUCAUAAAAAUAAAACCAAGAUGUCUGACAUGAAGGGUGGGGCAUUGGGCACAUUUGUGCCCUGUAUAAUAAAUGCUUUUAUAUAAAAUGCUUCUGGGUGGGUGUGUACUGUAAAAGGCGCUAUAUACAAUAAAUGGUGUUCUCACAAUGCGCUUGUUUGAGCAGUAUCAGUGUUGGUGGGCACAGCUGCCAGGCUGCCUUGCUCUGGGUGGGUUGGCAGACCCCAUGUUAAUGUGUGGUAAAGCAGCAGGGUGGCAUAUUAAAUGGCACCUGGCUGCUCACAGUGGGUUACACAUACCAAGAACACUAAAGGCUGGAAAAUGUUCCUUUCAUCUGUGGGUGCCCACUGCCAGACUGGCAGGCCAGCCAGGGUUAGGUGGUCUGUCAUCACCACUUUAUAGUUGGCUUGACCGUCUUUGUGGAA